Molecule: messenger RNA, 2504 nt
Organism: Perca fluviatilis (European perch)
Lineage: Eukaryota; Metazoa; Chordata; Actinopteri; Perciformes; Percidae
Product: tumor necrosis factor receptor superfamily member 5
Exons: 8
Coding region: 508-1455 (315 amino acids)
Biological process (GO): defense response to protozoan; positive regulation of canonical NF-kappaB signal transduction; positive regulation of tyrosine phosphorylation of STAT protein
Cellular component (GO): external side of plasma membrane; membrane; CD40 receptor complex
Molecular function (GO): CD154 receptor binding; transmembrane signaling receptor activity; antigen binding
Source: RefSeq, a predicted model, not a curated record
AAUGUUUCAUUGUGCUGCUUAGCUAUGUGCCAAAAUCACCCUGUAGCUAUACGGAAACACACACAGCUUACUUCACAGUGAGAGGGCUAGGGCAGGAAGGAAAUGAGGAGAGACAGACACAGAGAAAAAAAGAGACCGAGAGACAGAGAGACAGAGAGACAGAGAGACGGAGAGAUGGAGGGGAAAGCAGCAGAUUAGGGUCACUGGGGUUUUCCACUGUGUAGGAUCAGAAAAAAACAUAAGAAGUAGGUAAGAGUGAGGAGGGGAAACACAUCUGUAGCCACAGACAGUUCAGACAGCAGAAAGAGAGUGGAGAUAGUCAGAAAAGGAGAAAGGGAAAAUAGAUUGUACCUAAGUGAUGCUCUUUGAGCUGAGAUUAAUUAAAUUACUGUCAUUUCAAAAGUUAGGAGCAGGUUUAGAGGAAGAGUACACAGGAAGACAGUCGUUGCAGUCUUAAGCUUAGAUCCUAUACACACCGGUGGAGGACUAUAAUCGAAUGGGCAACAAAUGGCUAAUAUAAGCUGCACAAAGAGUAGUCAAGAUGGGACAUGCUGUGAUCGCUGUGCUGCAGGAGAGUACAUGAAAGUUGAAUGUUACAGCACAAAGAAGACCGAGUGUGCCAAAUGUGAUAAUGGGUUCUACACAGCCACAAAAAAUAACUUGCUUAAAUGUCAAGUCUGCAAGGAGUGCCGUUCCGAAAACAAACAGAAGAAAGUAAAGGACUGUACAGCUCAGGAGAACACAGUGUGUGGGUGUGUGGAUGGUUUCUACUGUAGCAAUGAUCAAUGUGACCACUGCAUGCAAGUGACCCACUGCCAAUUGGGUGAAGGGGUCAAGGUUCGAGCUACUCGCACGAAUAAUACAAUCUGUGCUCCGUGUGAAGGCGGGACCUACAGCAACGUGACAGAUUUCCUCUCGCCCUGUCGAACACACACCAGAUGUGAGGACUUUGGAAGACUGUUGAAAACUCCAGGAACCCGAACAACUGAUGCCAUCUGUGGCAACUUUAUAACUCAUUGUCCCUGGAUAUUACCCGCAGGCCUGUGGUCAGGACUCGUGUUGACCGCACUUGUCCUUUUUGGUAUCGUCUGCUGGAGGGCAAAACGCAAGUCAUACAAAGCAGCCGGCUCCAGUGUUCCUGUUUCUCUGGUUGAUAUGGUUCCAGCAACACCGAUCACUUCGCUGGAGCUGCCUCUACCGUUCACAGAGCUGAACGGUCACUGCCAAGAGAGCUGCACCGUGGAGUGCUGCAAGUUGCCGCUUUUUAACCCAGACGAUAACGCGGUCAGUUGCGUCACACAAGACAGGGUGGACAGCAUCAUUCCUAUAAUUCCACUGAAGCCUUCGGUUUCAUUCGUUGAAUCCAGCUACACGAAUGGAAGUACUGGAUACUGCACCAGCAACUUCCUCAGGAGCUACUCAGAGCCACAGGAGGACGAGUGGUGUGGGACAUAAUCAAGUAGAUGUUGGUGUAACAGUAUGCUGAUGGAGCUCAGAGUCCCACUCCAGUUUGUGGAUGCUGCAACUAGUUUUCAAACCUCAAACUGAACCUAUUUAUACCAAAAAAACUAAAGAGUAAAGGUUUCACUUUUCCAGAAGACUUGAAGGUGGCUGAUGGUUUGCUACCCCCUGCAGGACUUUAAUGAGAAGUUCAGCUCAAGUGAUGUGAUAUUUCUGUAAUGCAUUUACAAUAAAGCAAACAGCUAAAAGGUAUUUUUCCAAAACACUGAUGGAGGUUUGUACUUGAGUCAGUAUUUUUAAUGUGAAUGAGUCUUAGAUACAAGCUUCACAAGUUACUGCACUGCUGUCUGUGUUUUUAGCUACAGCUCAGUGGGGUCUAUUAGAUAAUAAUUAUAUUUAUAAUGCUAUAUUUUUCUUUUUCUGACAAAUCCUAUGAAAAGGCCAAACCAACAAUGAAUAUAUCCUUCCAACAAGUAUGUAUGUGUAGUCAAAGCAGCUUAUUAUUCUUUAUGGAGCUCCGGUGUCAUCCAAACACACUCAGCGAGUGACACUUGUACACUGUGUAACCUGUUACUUCAUUACCAUGAAUGUGGACACUGUAUUUUAUAGAAGCAAGAAAAUAGCCCCUAACAAAUACUGUAUUUUCUCCUGUUUGAGUAACUAUUGUAAAAAAAAAGAUUCUGUGGCUUAACGUUUAUAGUAAAUCAUGUAUUUUGUAAUUAUAAAUUAAAUGAUAUCUAUUUUUUUUAAAAGUACAUUGUAUUACAAAUUAUAACCACCAACCUUAAGAUAUGCAACACACACAAAUCUUGGAGAAUGAGGUGUUGAAUGAAAGAGGCAGCAGUGACUUCUGACAGAUGUAAAAUUUGUUUAUAACAUUGUAAAGAUCGAUAGUGCAAUAUGAGGAAGUGUGUAGGGAAUGUUUACACAAGUCAUUCUCAGUUAGUACCAUUAGACAGAGGUAAUUACGAUGUAUUUUUACAGGUCUUAUUGUGAUAUUUCAAAAUAAUGUUGAUUAUAAUAAAAAAAAACUAUAAAAAUGA